Clupea harengus (Atlantic herring) is the source of this 6480-nucleotide messenger RNA. RefSeq lists its product as uncharacterized. Gene Ontology annotation, cellular component: desmosome; plasma membrane. Gene Ontology annotation, biological process: homophilic cell-cell adhesion. Gene Ontology annotation, molecular function: calcium ion binding. Bases 202 to 6480 code for a protein of 2092 amino acids. The transcript has 15 exons. The record is from RefSeq and is a predicted model, not a curated record. Lineage: Eukaryota; Metazoa; Chordata; Actinopteri; Clupeiformes; Clupeidae.
UGAGUAGUGGGAGGGGGGCCAAGGGGUGUGUGAGAGCUGUUGUAAAGGGUGUGUCUUUGGCUGCUUGCAGAAGAACACCCACCACGCACACAUACACACAAGAGGACAGAAACAACCAGUGAAAGCCAGAGGGAGAGCUAGACAGCAGACAGAGCAAGAGAGAGGGAUAGACUGCUGCCCAGUGCUCUGCCUUAUGCUGCCAUGGCUUCAUGCGGGCCAGCUGGGAUUUGCUGUUUCCUGCUUCUAAUCCUGUGUUUCACUGUGGUUUUCAAGGCAGAAGCAACAGCGGGGAAGAAUGGUCUACUCAGGAGGCAGAAGAGAGAGUGGGUCAUCCCUCCAGCCAAACUGAAGGAGAACUUUGACUACACCCAGAAAGACUAUAUUGCCAAAGUUCGCUCCGACUUAGUCAGUACUUACUCUGUGAAGUACUCUUUGUCUGGAAAAGGUGCAGACGAAGCACCAGUGAACCUUUUCAUUGUGAACCCAGAUACAGGAUUUGUUAAAGUAACAGGAAUUCUGGACAGAGAGGAAUAUCGAGUGUUCAAUCUGACAGCACGCGCAAGGUUCAGUAAAGGCAGCUUGGCAGAAAAUCCGGUUGAGUUAUCUAUACAGGUGCUUGAUGAGAAUGACAACGCACCUGUAUUCCAGCCCCUGUCAGUAUCAGUCAGAGAAUGCAGCCAAGUUGGUACCGUUGUUGCAACGAUGACUGCCUACGACGCUGAUGAGGAGGGAAGUAUAAACUCAAAGAUUGCCUACAGCAUCUUGAGCCAAGAACCUACAGGGUCGGAGCAUGUUUUCGCCAUUGAUGAAACCACAGGAGAAAUCACUGUGAAGAGACCAAUCCUGGACCGAGAGAUGCUUGAUUCGUACACAGUCGUUGUACAAGGAGUUGAUGGGUUUGGAGCUCCAGGUGGAAACACAGCGACUGGGAAAGUGCACAUCACAGUCCGAGACAUCAACGACAACGUCCCCACUCUGGAGAAGGACAUGUACAAUGGAAACGUGGAUGAAGGAGCAGAGGACCUGGUGGUGAUGAGACUCAAAGCUCUCGAUGUGGAUUUAGUGGACAGUGAUAACUGGCUGGCCGUUUUUCACAUUGUGUCCGGAAACGAGGAAGGCCUAUUCACCAUCGAAACCGAUCCUGUAACUAAUGAAGGCAUCCUGAGGCUGGUUAAGGCAGUGGAUUAUGAGACAAUCAAAAGUAUCGACCUGGAUUUGCUAAUUGAGAAUGUUGCUCCUUUCGUCAAUGGAUCUGCCAUAGCUUUGGGCUUGGAGAAGGAUAUACCUGGAUCAGGAAUAAGCCCUCCAGGAGGGGGUGGUGGUGGGGGUGGCGGGGGAGGUGGGGGUGGAGGAGGUGGGCCAGGUAUUGUUCCUAUUGGACCUGGUGGCCCGGUUAAGCCUGUUGGUCCGGGUGGAGGAGGUGGGCCAGGUAUUGUCCCUAUUGGACCUGGGGUAAAACCAGGCAUCAAACCCGGGCCAGGUAAAAAACCUGGGAAAAGUUACCCAAUCAAGAUUGCAGUGAACAACAUGCCAGAUGGACCAGGCUUCCAACCCAAGGUGAAGGAGAUACCGGUGUCAGAGGACCCAGAGAAGGUGAAAGUCCCAAUGGUGAUUGCCAGCUACCCCGCCACAGAUGGAGAUACUGGAGAGGUGGCAGAAAAUGUAAGAUAUGCCAAAGGUCUUGAUCCUGAUAAUUGGUUCACCAUUGAUCAUACAACAGCAGAGAUUACCCUAAACAAGGUGCCAGAUCGAGAGUCUCCAUUCGUGGUGAACGGGACGUACACAGCCAUGAUCCUUUGCAUGACAGAAGAUAUGCCAAGUAAAACUGUCACUGGAACCAUAGCGAUAAAUGUGGAAGAUUCAAAUGACAACUGCCCCAUGCUGGUGACCACGUAUCAGCAUGCCUGCAGCGACACCAAAGUUGUGUAUAUUUCGGCUUUUGAUGAGGAUGACAGUGCAAACCCGCUGUCCUUUCGGCUCAUUCAAGAGGAAAGCCAAGGAGCAUGGGAGGUGAAGCCAGUCGAUGACACCACAGCUGCCUUCUGGGCCAAGGAGCUCUUGUGGCCAGGGGUGUAUCGUAUAACCGUGGAAGUGUCUGAUGCUCAGGGUUUGACCUGCUCCGACAGACAGACGGUGGAGCUGCAUGUGUGCACGUGUGUCAACGAGGGAGAAGAUUGUGGCGGCCUCAAGGCAGCUCUGCAAACCAGCUCCAAAACCAAUGUGGGAAUGUCCGCUAUCGGCCUAAUGUUUCUGGGGCUGGCGCUCAUGUUGGUGGUCCCGCUUCUGCUAAUGUUCUGCCAGUGUGGAUCAGCAGCAGCACAGUUUACUGAACUGCACUUCGGUGCUAAAGAGCACCUGAUCCCAUAUCAUAUUGAAUCAAAUGGAGAGGACAAGGAGGUUCCUCUCUUAAGCUGUCCGGUCAACCUUGGCGAUGCAGGCUAUGCUGUAAGUGCUGUGAAUGUGGCUAAUGUUGCCACCAAGUCCUCCAUGGGUCUUCUCGGCAGAGGAACAGGUAGCUUCUACGGCGAAACAGGAAGCACAUUUCAUCAGGGGAUGAUGGGCGGGAUGCGAGAGAUGGACCAUCGGUACGAGUUCACGCAAAAUACAUUUGCCUCAGGACAGAGGCAGGAACUUUAUGCUUCUUAUCCCCACUUGCAGCAAGACAUCUUUGAACAGAUUGCGCUACCUGAUGAUUUGCUCCAUGAGUACUAUUCUGAGAAGGCGAUAUAUGAAACACAAAACCACAAACUAAAUGACGGUCUGCUUGUGUAUGACUACGAGGGGCAGGGAUCUCCUGCUGGCUCUGUGGGCUGCUGUAGCCUUCUCGGGUCUGACGAUGACCUUCAGUUUCUCGACAAUCUCGGGCCACGAUUCACCACACUUGCCCAGAUCUGCAAACCCCCAAAACCAUUAGCAGUAAGGAAGGCUGAAUCGCUGCAAACUGAUGUCAUGAGAGAAAGUUCAAUCUCUACCAGCAAGGUUACGGUUGUCCAGGCUCCUCCCCCACCUCCUUCCAUCCAGACCACAGCCACUGAAACCACCAGGACUAUCAGCAGCUCUGCCACGCUUCCUCGAAUGCAGUUGCGUGAAACUGUGCCCACCCAGACUGUGUUGUUGCAGCAGCAGCCCCUGUACUACAUAGUGGAGCCACAGGUUCAGAGCAGAGUGCUGCUGGCCGAGAGGCCCCCUGGGGGACUGGGUCAGGGCAUAUUUCUAGUCAACCAUGGACCCAUGUUACAGGGAGUCAGCACCCCAACUAGCCCCACGCUACUGCUUCAGGGUGGUCAUACCCUGGUUCAACACACUGACGGGUCACAACAUGUGGUGCUCAUGCAAAGGCAGCCUGGAGAUGUAGCACAGAUGCCAGGCCAGACAUUCACCCCUGCACCCCAGCAGAUGCAUAUCCCCAGACAAGAGAGGGUGGUCCUAGUGGACAAGCAGGUAGGGAUGAAGCAAGAUGCCCCAGGAAGUGUCAGAACACUGUGGCCAACAAGUCAUUCAAGUGAAAGUCCAACAAUGCCAGCCUAUGAAAGUGGUCAGAUGAGCAGUGAGAGAGUUAACAUGGCACAAAGCAACAUAACCCAUGUUCCAGUACCUCAACCCCAGCAACCCAAUUUCAGCACACGGUUCUUCGAGGGGUUGGGGGGUCCGGGUCCGGGUCCGGGUCCGGGUCCAGGUCCGGGUCCAGGUCCGGCACCAGCAGGACACCCGAUGAGCUCUUUUCCAAGCAUACGCGUACAGGAGGUAAUUUCUGCUACUGCCAUUCCAAAAGUUCCUCAUAUAGCACCAGGAACUUCACAGAUUGAGACUGAGCUGCAGAAGAAAGUGUUUUUUGAGGAAACAGUUGUGGAUUUGACCACAGACACAUCCCAACAAGAGGAGGUCUCAGUGGAGAUCCAGGGGAGCGUUUUGGCUGAGGAACAUGUGGCAGUGGAGGUUGAGUCUUACAAACCUGAACCUCACCUGAAGAUAGACAGCGUGGAGAAAGCCACAGUUGUGCCAGAAGAUCUCUCUGACGACCUUGGUGAGCCUGAUGUGGACGCCACUGUAGACCAUGGGGAAAGCCUGCCUGUGUCCUCACAGGACGUGACCGUAUCAUCACAAAUGUCAGUGACUGAGGACCCUACCCAACACAAUGUCCCUAAGCUGGCAGAGGGGAAUUUAACAGGAGCCAUACUUGGAAACACAGAUUCUGGGUGGACAGUGGAUGCCUAUUCAUCUGACACAACUCUUCUAUCUGUACCUGAGGUAUCCCCAGAUGACUCUGACAUCAUUGAUCUGGUAGCAGACCAGAUUAGUGCUGGUAACUCACUGCAGUGCGAGUCAGGAAUGGUGGAUGAUACAACCUCUCUGUCAGUGGGUGAAUUGGUGUCUUCAACAAACGACACACAUGCUGAGGAGAUUGAAAAUGAGGUAUCCAGUAUAUCACUGGAAGACACUCCUGAAGCAGAAGAGUCAGGCCCUGGGGACGGAGAAGCAAGCAAUGUCGAUGGACCCACAGAAUUAACUCCUUCAGUAGACAUUCCAGUUUCACUUCAAGAGACAACAGAUGUUUCAGAGACUGAACUUCAAUCUCGUACCCUGGAGCUGGAUAUAGACAAGAGCCCCGGCCCAGAGGUAUCUCUGGAAACCUUCCAGGGUACUGACCCAGUGCAUAGUGAGAAUGACUCUAGCAUGGACAUCCCAGAAGCAGACAAACCAAUGCAAGCAGAGAUGGAACCCCUAAGGGAAGCUGAGCAGGACUUACAGGGUGGAUCUUUGGAGGUCUCUGAAAACCAAUCAGAAAGAAAUGAAGAGGAACAGGACCCCAUAAACGAAGGGACAGUGGAUGCCUAUUCAUCUGACACAACUCUUCUAUCUAUACCUGAGGUAUCCCCAGAUGACUCUGACAUCAUUGAUCUGGUAGCAGACCAGAUUAGUGCUGGUAACUCACUGCAGUGCGAGUCAGGAAUGGUGGAUGAUACAACCUCUCUGUCAGUGGGUGAAUUGGUGUCUUCAACAAACGACACACAUGCUGAGGAGAUUGAAAAUGAGGUAUCCAGUAUAUCACUGGAAGACACUCCUGAAGCAGAAGAGUCAGGCCCUGGGGACGGAGAAGCAAGCUAUGUCGAUGGACCCACAGAAUUAACUCCUUCAGUAGACAUUCCAGUUUCACUUCAAGAGACAACAGAUGUUUCAGAGACUGAACUUCAAUCUCGUACCCUGGAGCUGGAUAUAGACAAGAGCCCCGGCCCAGAGGUAUCUCUGGAAACCUUCCAGGGUACUGACCCAGUGCAUAGUGAGAAUGACUCUAGCAUGGACAUCCCAGAAGCAGACAAACCAAUGCAAGCAGAGAUGGAACCCCUAAGGGAAGCUGAGCAGGACUUACAGGGUGGAUCUUUGGAGGUCUCUGAAAACCAAUCAGAAAGAAAUGAAGAGGAACAGGACCCCAUAAACGAAGGGGACGUGUCUGAUGCAGGGAGCAUGGAGGUACAGUGCUCCACAGCCCAUUCAGACCAAACAGAUGAUUUGAGUGAGUCAGAGAGUGGUGGAUAUGAUGAGGCAGUAUUAGAUGCAGAGGUCACACCAAUCAAGUCAGAGGGGGUGCAUCUGUGCGACAAUAAGGAAACCAUGCCGGUGGCCAUGAAUGCACAACCUGCCGCUCCAGUUGAGUCAGAGAUGUCCAUGCAAACUGUGCAGCAUACCAUGACAGUGGAGACAGAGGCAGAGUCAGUGGUUGACGAAUCACUCGAGCAUCAUGUGUCAGAUGUAGCAGGAGUAGAGGAGGCUAGAACCUCAUUAGGAGCUGAGGGAGAAUCAGUAGAGGCUGUGUUCAUUGUAGCAACAGCAGAGCAGCCAGACAGUCAGCUGGGCACAGAGGGAGAGUCUGAAGGUGUAGUGGCAGAUAAACUUGAGGUUGAGGUUGUGAGUACAGGAUCAGAGAAUGCUGAUGCUGAUAUAGUAGGAGAACAAACAGAGAAGAUAGUGGCCACAGCAGUGCUUGAAGAGGCGGGAGAGCCAUUGGGCUUGGAAAGAGCAGUGGAAGAGCUUGAGUCACAGGCUGCAAUAGAGGCACAGCAGGGUACUCCACAGUUAACAAGUGAGGAGGAAGAGCAAAAGCGAGCUGAACCACAACCAAGGAGAGUGGAGAUGGAGACAGAGGGGCCACUGACUCUGGAAACUCUACAGACGCUGGAAGUGACAGGAGACCUGUAUUUACAGACAGAAACAGUGGAAGCUAGUACUACCUGUCUGGCUGCUGAAGUAGGAGAGAUUCUGCACAGUGCAGCAUUUUCACAAGAGGUGGAAGCAGACUUCCCCACAGAUGAGAGCACAGAGGAGCAGGACAGGGAGGGGGCACUGUCCGAGGGCCAGGAGCAGGGGGCUACAGCUGAAGUCAGUUCCAGCAGUCUGGGUAAAAAGGAGAAAAAAGCCAGCAAGAAAGGGCCAAAGGGUCCCAAAAGCCCAACGAAUCCUAUGGGGAAAUGUAAACAACAGUAA